Messenger RNA from Pneumocystis jirovecii RU7, 1629 nucleotides. RefSeq lists its product as uncharacterized. The transcript is spliced from 6 exons. The record is from RefSeq and is a predicted model, not a curated record. Gene Ontology annotation, cellular component: Swr1 complex. Lineage: Eukaryota; Fungi; Ascomycota; Pneumocystomycetes; Pneumocystales; Pneumocystaceae. The coding region runs from base 1 to 1629 and encodes 542 amino acids. Gene Ontology annotation, molecular function: ATP-dependent H2AZ histone chaperone activity; sequence-specific DNA binding; zinc ion binding. Gene Ontology annotation, biological process: regulation of DNA-templated transcription; chromatin remodeling.
AUGAACAAGAAUACAAAAGAAUCUGGAAAAAAUAUCUUUUCUCCGAAAAAAAAAGAGCAUUUAGAAUCGAAAAUAUUGAUUGCAUUUGGUUUACCUGUAAUUGAUAAACCUCAGAUAGUUUUAAAAGAAGAAAAACAUAAAUACAAGACAAUUGAGGAAAGUGGUGUUCUUUCGUCCUGUAUCUUUCAAUCACGACAGGCGCUGCUUCAAGGAUUUAUCUUUAAAAAAUUUUUAGACCAUUCAUUGCCAAAAAAGCAGAAGAAUGAGAAAGAAUUAGUAAAAAGAAAACACAAAAUUUCAAAAAUAGGAGAAUUUACAUUAUGUAUUGAACUUUUUUCAUUUCCAGAAACUAUAUUUUAUUUAGUAAAAUAUAUUACAGAAACAAACGAUCAUUUAUUACUUUCAAAAGAUUCAAAAUGCCAUGAAGAUUCAGAUAUGUUAUUUUCUGAAAAAGAUAUUACAAACACAUUUACUAGUACUAUCAAUAAUAACUUUGAUUUUAUGAAAUUUGAAAAAGAAUUAUUUGUUCCUCCAUUGAACUCAAAUAAUGAUAUAAAAAAUGAAACACAUAAACAUUCUUUGUUAUUCUCAAAGGUAAAUUAUAUAGAGUUUUUUGAAAACUACUUUUUAAAAAUGCUUGAAGACGAUCCUCUUAAGGUAGAAAAAACUAAUAAAGCCAUAGAACGACUAAAAAUAAUUUCAUUGAACCCAGAGUUCAGGGAAAUAUUAAACUUAAUUAUAUCUGAACAAGCAACAUCAGAACAAAAAACUAUAUUUAAUUUAUAUAUAAUGUCUUCAGAAUCAUCUAAAAUAUCAUUUAACUAUAAUGAAAAAAAAGAAAAAACAUUACAUUCAUUUUUUUUUCAAAAUAAUAAAAACUUAAAAAGUGAAAAAUGUGAUGAAGGAGCAACAAAAAUUAAACAAAAAAGAAAAUACCAAGAAUGUAUAGAUACUGAAAUCGUUUUUGAAUUUAAAGAGAACCCAGGAGAAAAGUGGAUACUACCUAAGAAUAUUAUAGUAGAAAAACUAGGGACAGAUGAACCAUUUGAGAUCCUUGCAUCAUUUAUACAUAUUCAAGACUCUUUAUCCCAGUAUUUCCAGCCUAUUACUUUAAAAAUUUCAUCCUGUACUUAUAAAUUGUGGGAUUUUAUACUGAAAUAUUCAAAUAAAAGAGAAAAAGUAUUUGAAACUAUGUCAAAAAUUCUAUUAGGAAAACGCUCAGAAAAAUUAUAUUUUCAACAUCAGAUUUUAAUUACAGAUACAAAAACAUUCAAAAAUGAACAGGAAGGAAAAAUAAAUAUAAUUUCUCCACAAAGUAAAAAAUCAAUACUCUCUCAAAAAAAAAAAAUAAUAAAUAAAAAUAGUGCUAUCUUGCCCUCUAGCACUGACAAUAAAUUAAUUUCACAAUCAACUCCAAAAAAAAUUAAGACUAAAAAAUAUUUAACUUUACCUAAAGAUUGGCAUUGUAAUAUAUGUAAUGUUACUGAAACUCCUUUAAAACGUCGAGGUCCAGAUGGCCCUGGAACAUUAUGUAAUGCAUGUGGUGUAAAAUGGAAAGGAGGAAAAGGUACAUUAGUUCCUAAAGACCGCAGAAAGAUUACUGAAACUGAUUUAAGUGAUAAAAAUUAA